Emiliania huxleyi CCMP1516 is the source of this 895-nucleotide messenger RNA. RefSeq lists its product as hypothetical. NCBI's taxonomy places the organism in Eukaryota, Haptophyta, Isochrysidales, Noelaerhabdaceae. The transcript has a single exon. The record is from RefSeq and is a predicted model, not a curated record. The annotation marks the transcript as partial.
CCCGACGCACGGCGGAGUGUCGCUCGAGACGCACACCGCCGCCUGCCCAGCCGACCUCCUUCCGACCGUCCUCGGCGCGCCGGUCGUGCCCUGGCACCGCUUGAAGGAUUUUCAGAUCUGCUCGAUGCUGCUGUUGAUUCAGCAGCUGGUGACUGCGUGGGGUGCUCCGGGCGCGGACCGUACCAUCUUCAUCCCCGAGGACAGGCUGCGCAGCAGCCCGCUGCCGCAGCUUCAGACAAAGCGCUGCUAUCACCUCUACCAUUCGGCCAGCAAUCCGUGUGCGGCCGCGAUCGCCGCCGAUUUGGAGGCGCAGUUUGUGUCGCCGAACCACUCGGGGCUGCGGACAACAGCCGAACCGGAGCACCUUCGCCACGAUGCCUGCUCCGCGUUUUUGCUCUACCUGAACGCCGAAACUUUCGCGCCGGGGGCGCGCGCCGACACGCUCGUCAGCGAGCUGGAGGCGGCGCUGGAGGCGGGCACCGGGCUGCUGCUGGCGCACGAGCGGCGCGACGGCUGGCGUCGGCUCACGUUCGACGAGAUCAUCGUCGCGACACCGGAGGGGCUCAGGACGGCCGGCGCGUACCGGCGCAUCGCGACAGCCCUGCACGGCGGGCGGCACUAUGCGGUCUCGCUGAGGCUGCUGCUGGACGAGCUCGACCUCCUGAUCCGGCGGCCCGUCAGGAGCCACUCGCUGCUGGGCACCGUGCUCCGAAAGACCAGUGAGGCGGGCUCAUCAUCGGGUGACCUGAUGCGCCGACGAAAGCGGGAGAGCCCCCGCUUGGGGAGCAGCUCGGUGUAGGUAGGUGUAUGUUAGCCAGAGUUCUGACUGUGGUGGGGGCAUGUGCAUGUCGUUUCAUGUCCAUCAUGUCUGUACGUUUGCUCGUGUCGAGCCGUG